Messenger RNA from Egretta garzetta (little egret), 2581 nucleotides. It is a transcript of the gene GUK1, whose product is annotated as guanylate kinase 1. Gene Ontology annotation, biological process: purine nucleotide metabolic process. The record is from RefSeq and is a predicted model, not a curated record. The transcript has 9 exons. NCBI's taxonomy places the organism in Eukaryota, Metazoa, Chordata, Aves, Pelecaniformes, Ardeidae. Gene Ontology annotation, cellular component: cytosol. Gene Ontology annotation, molecular function: GMP kinase activity. The coding region runs from base 1812 to 2408 and encodes 198 amino acids.
AACAUGUGGAGGGAGGCAAGAGGAAACACCUGCAAGUCUCUUGGUUUAUUUUUAGCCCGUUUCCCAGAGAAGUGAGACUGGUGAUCGCAGCCCGUGUGUCUUUUCCCACUUUAGUUCUGAGUACUUUUUUGGGGAAAAAAAGGGAGUGAGGUAAAGGAGAGCGUCUCUGUCUUCCCCUGACGCCCCACCAAUGCUCUUUCAGGCAGAAAGGCACCUCCAGCACCAGGAUGGCACAGACCCGGCAGGGUCCCACUGUGGAGGUGCUGGGACGCUCUGUUUGGAGGCUUGGGUUCGGAUCGACGUGGGCGAGAGGAAUGUCCCUGUCACCUUCGUGGUGGAUAAGUUGCCUAAUCGUUGGGCUGAGGCGCAGCAGUGGCUGGAGGCAACAGCCACGCAGGCUUCAGUCCGCAAGCAGAGGAGCGGUGUCUGCAGAAGGUGAAAUCCUGGCUAAAACCAAGACUUGAGUGAUUUUUCUAGAGGGGUUGCCUCACCCCACGCGACUGCUGGAUGCGUAAUGUGAGCGUAGCGGCUUUAUCGCCUGGGUUUUAUGCCCGACGUGUGUCCAUGCUCUCCACGAGCCCAUCCGUCCUUGGCGUCUGUGGGCAUGAGCACCAGCUGGAGAUGUUCUGCCUUUGAGGAGGACCACGGGGGAACCGUGUGAUCUGUGAGGUUAAGUGCAGAGAUGGAGAUGGUUUUGCUGUUUGCCGAAAUGCCAGGCGGGCGCGUGCCGGCACCCGUCAGCCCAUUAGCAGCUUUGCCAGCCUGGAAUACAGGGAGUGGAGAAGAAACGAGGAGAGGAGAUUAAAGACCCGCGACCGGUUUUCAUUGGCCGUCUUAAAAUUGCGGCUCGGUAAUUAAGGCUUUAGGCAGCUCACAAAUAGCCCGGCUUUCUGCCGGCUGGCUUCUAUUGCGAGCCUGUCGCCUCUGCGAGGAGCUGGACUUUAUACCUUGGCUGAAAGGGAAGAAAAGCAAAAGGUAAGGAUGCCUCGGAGCCUGCUCCCAGCCGGCACCCUGCCCGUUCCUCUUACCCCUUCCCAGUUUGUCUGGGGUUGAAUGAAAUGACUGUAAGUGAUUUGGGCAGCUUUAAAUUCCCUUUUUUCUAGCAAUGGCUGGGGCUCACUUGUUUUAUUUAUAUGGGUGAGGGGAGCUGGAAGGGGCAGAAGAGAGGAGCGAUGCUUUGGACAGCUCAGCACGGGCCCCUCUGCUUCCUCGCUGCGAGCACCGAGCAGCAUUUCCCUGGUGAGGAGGUGCAGGAGGGCGUGCUUUCCUCUUUCGCUGUUGAACAUUUAGGCAAAACCUGCGAUAUUUGGAAAUCACCAAACCUCCAGGCCUAAGGGAAAGGUAGGACAGGUCCCCAAAAGGACUUCCUAGAGUUUGUUCAGCCUCGUCGUGUUUUUUGGAUGAUCAAGCCUAAUCCAGCAAGGUGACCACGCGCGUACGGUGGGACCGGUCCUCCGAGGCCCCUGGAGAACAUCUGAUCUGGUGGAUCCCUGGGGCUGCAGCACCUGGAGGACGCUAACAGCAAAAAAAACCAACCCCAAAACCCGACGUUUUCCUUUUGGGUGGUGAUUAAAUGGGUGUUUUUACACCCACAUUUAGCCGCUGCUGGCAUCUACUUAGGCUUUGUGUAUUAACACCCCGUCCUCUCGUACAGGCUUGGAUAAACUCUGGUCAGACAAGUACAAAGCAUCCUCAGGGAAUGGAGGGAAAACUCGUGGAAUUUCCUAGCUGUAGUGCUGCCUGAGAGGCAGGCAUAUGAAAACACCCUUUUUUUUUUUUCUUUCUGCCUGAAGAAACAACUGCAGAAAGCCAUGCAGGGACCGAGACCGGUGGUUCUGAGCGGCCCGUCGGGUGCAGGGAAGAGCACUUUGUUAAAGAAAUUGCUUAAAGAUUACGAGAACAUCUUCGGCUUCAGCGUCUCCCAUACCACAAGGCAGCCAAGACCCGGAGAGGUGAAUGGCAAAGAUUACCACUUUGUGACCAGAGAGGAAAUGCAGAAAGAAAUUGAUGCUGGUGAAUUCAUCGAGCACGCAGAGUUCUCCGGGAAUAUGUACGGGACGAGUAAAGGUGCGGUGCAGGCUGUUCAGGCCCAGAAUCAGAUCUGCGUCCUUGACAUCGACAUCCAGGGCGUGAAGAACAUCAAGAGGACGGACCUGAACCCCAUCUACAUCUCCGUGCAGCCUCCGUCCAUAGACAUCUUGGAAAAAAGACUACGUGACCGCAAGACUGAGACAGAAGAAAGUUUACUGAAGCGUUUGAACGCAGCCCGCGUAGAUUUGGAACUUAGUAAAGAGCCUGGCCUCUUUGACUUGGUCAUUAUUAACGAUGAUUUAGAAAAAGCCUAUUCCGAAUUGAAGGAGAUACUCCUGGAGGAAAUCAAGAAGACCCAAGAAUCCAGGAAGUCCUGAGCUGAGCCUGCUUGGACGUUUUAACUUUGCACAUCAUUCCCGAAGCACGUCACACCAUUUCAUUCCGAGAGACAUUCCCUUUAGGCCGAUCCUCCUCCCAGGUUACUCUAGGAUGUUUCUAUUAAAAGGAAAGAAAAUGAAACCCGGUCACGCUUGUGUUUCUGUUUCCCACG